Molecule: messenger RNA, 1665 nt
Organism: Exophiala aquamarina CBS 119918
Lineage: Eukaryota; Fungi; Ascomycota; Eurotiomycetes; Chaetothyriales; Herpotrichiellaceae
Exons: 2
Coding region: 1-1665 (554 amino acids)
Biological process (GO): carotene catabolic process
Molecular function (GO): carotenoid dioxygenase activity
Source: RefSeq, a predicted model, not a curated record
AUGCCGGAAGCUAAAGUCCAAGUCAAACCAUCGGAUCAUUACAAUGACUGGCCCAACACGCAAGGGUUUAUAGCGGAUGUCGAACAGCGGCAACCCGUGGAAUUACGUAUGGCUGGAAGCAUUCCAACUUACGCCUCAGGGAAUCUCUACCGCACAGGACCCGGAAGGAACUCGGUGCCAACAAAGUCAGGCCAAAUAUUCCAGUUAUCGCACUGGAUCGAUGGCUUCAGUCAAACCCACCGUUUUCAGAUCGUUGCCGAUCAAAACUGUGCUGGAAGUCGAGUCUUCUAUAGCUCGCGUUUUGCAGACCAGGGUCGGUAUGACUAUAUCAAGGAAAAUGGGCAACAUCCGCCAUAUCCAACAUUUGGCGGAAGCCCGGAUCCAUGCGAAGCUAUUUUCAAGGACGCACAGAGCGAGUGGGAUCCUGCAGAUCCCACAGUACAUAAUAUCAACGUAACUCUGUCUUACAACAUGCCGGGCUCUGCAAAGCUUUUCCCUCAGAUCAUGGGGCGAAACCCCGAUUCCCAAAAGAAAGACUUACUCAUCGCUAAAACGGACGCACCGGUGUACAAAGCACUCGACUUCGACACGAUGGAGCCGCUUGCAGUCGCAACACAGGAUAUGUUGCACCCGGACCUGACAGGUGAGCUGGCAGCAUCACACGCUCGAUCGGAUCCCCAGACGGGGGACGUAUUCAAUUAUCAAUGCACGUCCGACAGUGAAUCUUCAAUCUACCGAGUCUUUACCAUUUCAGCAUCGACACAAGAGACCACGAUCCUUGCGAAGUUUGAAGACCGCCCAGCUUACCUCCACUCUCUAUUCCUUACGAAAGAUUAUGUCGUGCUUUGUGUGUGGAAUUCCUACCUCAAAAUCAAGUCGACGUCCCCAACAGCGCCCAUCAUUGACAAAAUCCAACCUUUCGAUCCUACCGUCCCAUCGCAUUGGUAUGUAGUUGAUCGGACAGGUACUCAAGGCCUCGUUGCGAAAUAUGAUGGCCCGGCAUUUUUCUGCUUCCAUACCAUCAAUGCCUGGCAGGAGCUUUCGCCCACAGACGGGCGAGACACGGAUAUUGUCACCGACCUAAUUAUGUAUGAUAAUCUGGACUCUAUGUACUGGCCCUUCUAUAAGAACAUUCUGUCGGAUUCCAAGGAGGCCCGUGUGUUUGUUGACACAAAGCCCGAUUCCAUGCGGGGUUCUCUCACAAGGUUUCGCCUGCCAAGCGUUGGCAAAGUUUCGCCGGGCGAGUCACUGCAAGUCACCAUGGAAUGGAAAACAGGCAAGAACCUCAGUCCCGAACUGCCGACCUACAACGGAACGUGGGGGACACGGCAGACCCGCUACACGUACACACUCACAAAUCAGAGCAAGUCGACAAUGUUCGAUGGCAUUGCCAAGUUUGACAAUGGUAGUCUGGCAUCACUAUGGGAGGCUCAUGGUCAGACACCCAGUGAAGCUAUCUUUGUACCUAAUCCGAAAGGAACAGCAGAGGAUGAUGGUGUCUUGUUGAGUGUUGUGCUUGACGGCUACGUAGGGAAAAGCUACUUACUAUGCUUGGACGCAAAGACGAUGUUGGAGCUGGGCAGGGCAUGCGCGGAGCUUCCAGUGGCCUUCAGCUUCCACGGCCAACAUAUCUCGACCAAGGGGGCUACGACCGGCGAUUUCUGA